Molecule: messenger RNA, 2538 nt
Organism: Mercenaria mercenaria
Lineage: Eukaryota; Metazoa; Mollusca; Bivalvia; Venerida; Veneridae
Product: respirasome Complex Assembly Factor 1-like
Exons: 4
Coding region: 144-536 (130 amino acids)
Biological process (GO): mitochondrial respirasome assembly
Source: RefSeq, a predicted model, not a curated record
UAUCUUUCAGCAUUAUCCGGUUUCCAGCAACUGUCAUCGUGUUCAUAUUUUAUUACAUUUUUUAACGUUUGCACACAUUUUUACGUUGAAAAUCAGUUAAAGAAAAUUCAUUUAUACGCCAAUAAACGAAACCAAAUUAAAUCAUGUCUAAUGCAGUAAGGAAACGAAAUCAAGAAAAGGGUGGCGACCCACCACCACCAACUUUUUCAGAAACGCUGUCUAGGGCGUUUACGUCCGAAGCAAAAUGGACAGACAAGGACGAGUUUUUGGAUGUGAUUUACUGGAUGAGACAAAUUCUUGGUGUAAUUCUGGGUAUUGUCUGGGGCCUGCUUCCGAUGAAAGGAAUUCUUGGUCUGGCUAUAUUUUUUGCAGUGAAUGUUAUCAUCACAUAUGUAUAUUUCACAAGUUACCAAAAAGUUGAUGAAGAAGAGUAUGGAGGUGUAACAGAAAUAUUAAAGGAAGGAUUAAUGACAUCAUUUUCAUCAUUUCUAGUCCUAUGGAUAUUGUUUUAUUCAUCCUUACAUGCAGAAACCUAGUGGACCAUGGACAAAAAAUAAACUAGUACAUUUUACAGCAAUUCUCACUUCAUUAAACAGACUUUCUCAGUACUUGUAAAUAUGAUGGUGCCAGCCAAAAAAAGUAUAUUAAGCGUAAGAUGUGGAUAUAGCAUAGUGGCUAGGGAUAGCUUGACUGAAGAAGAUGCAGUUGCGCAGUGUUAAGAAAAUUGACAGAAACGGGUAUGGUUGUGGGGAAAUGCCUCUGUCAAAAAUGAUAGAAAUCUUUUUAUAUAAAGGCUGCUACUGUCACUGUGUAAAUAGCUGCCUUUUUAAUAUGUGAGUGAUACUAGUGUCAGAACUAUGAAAUGAAGAAAGCAACUGCCAAUAUUAAAAUUGAUGUAACAUUUUGUAUUUGGAUAAACCAUUUUAGUUAUAUAGGCAGUUGUUCUUAAUUAACCAAGAUAUUGUACAUACAUACUGUGAAGUGAUCUAAUACACUGUAAUUUUAGGCUCUUGUUGCUAAAAAUACCUCAACAUAGAGGCAUUAACUACAGAUCGUCACCUCAGUGCUAAAAGUGGAUAACUGCAUUGAUUUAAAGAAGGACUUACUGACUUACUGCACUAAGGUGACGAGAUUGAAUCUUAUGAACACUUGUUGCAGGAAAAAAAUUGCUAUUGUAUGAUGAAAUGUUUAAUGCUAUAUUUAAAGCGAAGAGGGAAAUUUAUGUAUUCUUCAUGUACUUGGAGUUGUUCUGACAAAUUUUCCUUUAUAGAUAAACAACGUAUAGGUUCACAUGUACAAGAAGUCACUGUACGUGUAAAAAUAAGUUUAUACAUGUUUCCUGAAAGCGUACAGUAAUUUAUUCAAGUGUUCAUAUAAUGAAGGUAUACAGUGAAAUCAUUUAUUUUCGUGGGCACAAAAUAUUCAUGGUUAAGUAAGCCAAAACGGCUAUUUUAUGGGAAUCUGAAUUCAUUGAUGGCAGAUUUUGAAUUUUGCUGGGAUUUUUACAUGUUUAUGUUGAUUUAAUUUCAUGGAUUGCCUUAGCCAUUAAAUUCUUAAAAAUUACACCCUCCCCCCCCACCUACACACACACACACACACACAAAUGUUAAUGAUUUCACUGUAAAAUGGUUUUACAAGUACUUGUGGUAUGUGUACAGUUUUAUUAUAUCGAUAUAUAUACAUUUUUUUGUACCUUGUCUGACCAGUCAAACCUAAGACACUCAUCAAACCAUAUGAUUAAAUUCUACAUGUAUACUUGUGCAAGUAUAAGUUCUCCACCCUCCAAGAUUCUUGGGAGAUAUUUAAAUUACAAUAUUCAGAUAUUUUUUAUGAACUCUUUAGACCAGUGGUUGAUGACCGAAAAUUGCCUCUUUUUUGUUAUGCCAAACAGGCAGUCGACGUUUUUUGCUAGGUGAAGACAACUUUUGAAAGACAAUUUUUUUUAAUAUUUUGAUUUCUGAAUUCAAGAUGAAAAUUCAUGGAAUAUAGAAUGACAACUGCAUUUCAUUACCAUUAAAUAUAUGGAGGAAAAUAUUGUUGUAAAGAAAUAUUCUUAUCACAUUAACCAAAAGUGGAAGUGUCUUAAGUCCUUUACAUAGCUGGUAUUCGAUAAAUAUAAAACAUUAAAAAUUACUGUAAUAUAGCAACUUUUCUCAUUUUCUUGUUGAAUUUUUGUUUAAUUUUGGCUGUUUUACAUGCAUUUUAUAUUGUCAAAAUAUUUUAAGAUAACCAAAGGGAAUAUUUCCUUACAAGGUAGAUGGUAAUGGUUUAGGCCGUUUGACCAAACAAAAUUUUCCAAUAGUUAUAACUUCCAACAACCAUAUAGUGUUAGAUUCAUAUCAGAUUUUAUACAUACCAAAAUUUAAAGGUAAAGAAAGGUGUAAAAUAAAAGUCUAAAUUUUGUCAAAAAAUUCUGAAACUAUCAUGUAAUGUUUUAUGUGUAUUGAAGGUGUCUCGUUUCAUUUGUAAUAAAUGCUAAAUGUUUCAAACAGCUGUACAGAAUAUUUUACAGCAUGUAUUUAUUAAAGGUGAAUUUUU